CUAAGGCGCCACCUGUAUGCUUAGCCUCUGUUUAAAUUGGCAUCAUCCUCCUAAUCUGCAUACCAUUUCUAGACCAUUGUUCUGACGUUUUUUAACAUUCUUCACUUUACAGAAAAGAUGUCUAACGGAGCGGUAGCGGGUGCCGUGCAGGGAAGACUGGAAGGCAAAGUGGUAGUAAUUACAGGCGGCGCAGCCGGAAUUGGAGAGGCCACCGUUCGGCUGUUCACAAAACAUGGAGCGAAGGUCAUAAUUGCAGACAUUGCAGACGAAGCAGGGCUCAAAUUGGCAGAAUCCGUUGCUCCGUUGGGAACAUUCGUGCACUGCGAUGUGAGCAAAGAGGAAGAUGUGAGCAAAGCCGUGGAUUUGGCAGUGGAAAAGCACGGAAAUCUGGACAUAAUGUUCAAUAAUGCGGGAACGAUCUCUUCGGAGAUAAAGAGCGCGGUGGAGUAUGACAUGAAGAGAUUCGAACGCGUGAUGAGUGUAAACGUGAUGGGAGUAAUGCACGGCAUAAAGCAUGCUGCUAGGGUAAUGAUCCCUCAGAAAAAGGGGUGCAUAAUAAACACGGGGAGCAUAGCAGGGAUAUUGGGAGGAGCUGCUCCAUAUUCCUACACUGCCUCAAAGCAUGCCGUUUUGGGCUUGACUAAAACUGGUGCAGCCGAGCUGGGGAAAUUCGGGAUCAGGGUAAACAGUGUUUCUCCUUCGGGGCUUGCAACAUACUUUUCUAUGCAGCACUAUGAUGAGAUUACGGAUGAUCGUAAGGCGGAGGUGGAGGGUUUUUUCGAGAGCAGAGGGAAUUUGAAGGGGGCAACUCUGAAAGUGGAGGAUAUGGCGGAGGCGGCUUUGUACUUGGCGAGUGAGGAAGCAAAAUAUGUUAGCGGGCACAACCUGGUUCUUGAUGGUGGAUCUAGUGUCGUUAACCACAGCUGGGGCCUCUAUCAGUGAACACUGCAUAGGCGGUGGAAGCCUUUGAACUUUUAAUAAUUUCUCUUCAACUUUCCCUCCAGCUUCACUACUGCAAAAUGUCUUAUGGCUACUUAUAAGCCUAGACGAGUUCGCUUCCUUUUUACUAGAUAUUAUGAUGAUGGUGUUUUUCAAAUGUAU
Molecule: messenger RNA, 1101 nt
Organism: Cryptomeria japonica (Japanese cedar)
Lineage: Eukaryota; Viridiplantae; Streptophyta; Pinopsida; Cupressales; Cupressaceae
Product: short-chain dehydrogenase reductase 2a
Exons: 2
Coding region: 118-942 (274 amino acids)
Source: RefSeq, a predicted model, not a curated record